ACCUCUCCUCCCCCGUGCGCCCAGACGACCCGGACCCCGACGACGGCUUCAACUACAAGCAGAUGAUGGUGCGGGACGAGCGGCGCUUCAAGAUGGCCGACAAGGACGGCGACCUGACGGCCACCAAGGAGGAGUUCACCGCCUUCCUGCACCCCGAGGAGUACGACUACAUGAAGGACAUCGUGGUGCAGGAGACCAUGGAGGACAUCGACAAGAACGGGGACGGCUUCAUCGACCUGGAGGAGUACAUCGGUGACAUGUACAGCCACGACGGCGACACCGACGAGCCCGAGUGGGUGAAGACGGAGCGGGAGCAGUUCGUGGAGUUCCGCGACAAGAACCGCGACGGCAAAAUGGACAAGGAGGAGACCAAGGACUGGAUCCUGCCCUCGGACUACGACCACGCCGAGGCCGAAGCGCGGCACCUCGUCUACGAGUCCGACCAGAACAAGGACGGGAAGCUCACCAAGGAGGAGAUCGUGGACAAAUACGACCUGUUCGUGGGCAGCCAGGCCACGGACUUCGGGGAGGCCUUGGUGCGGCACGACGAGUUUUAAGAGGCGGGCAGAGGAGCGGCCCCGUUCCUUCAGUAAUUUAUUUUUUACAGUUUCUGGAUUCUCACGA
This is a messenger RNA of Oxyura jamaicensis (ruddy duck), 624 nucleotides long. RefSeq names its product calumenin (gene CALU). The coding region runs from base 63 to 557 and encodes 164 amino acids. Gene Ontology annotation, cellular component: endoplasmic reticulum. Gene Ontology annotation, molecular function: calcium ion binding. Lineage: Eukaryota; Metazoa; Chordata; Aves; Anseriformes; Anatidae. The record is from RefSeq and is a predicted model, not a curated record. The transcript has 4 exons.